UCAGGAAUCAGUGACCUUCAAGGAUGUAUCCAUAGACUUUACCCAGGAGGAAUGGAUGCGCCUGGAUACUUCUCAGAAGGAAUUUUACAGGGAUGUAAUGCUGGAGAACUAUAGUAACCUGGUCUGCCUGGGACUUGCAUUUUCCAAACCGUAUGUCAUCUACCAGCUGGAGCGAAGGGAAGCACCAUGGAUUCCGGAGGGAGAUAUGCCGAGGAAAUGCCAUCCAGAUUGGGAAACUAAGUAUGAAUCCAUGGAGUCUACUUCAAAGCUAAGUAUUUCAACGACAGACUCAUCCCAGGAAAUACUCAAGAGGAAUGGUCUCCUUAUUUCCUCAUUGGGAGAAUGCUUGGAACAUAAUGCCAAGUUAGGAAAUCAUCUGAGGAAUGAAGAGAAACAUUUCUGGGAAGUCAAAAUUGCGCAAAAGAAACAACCCAAUAAAUUUAGAGUCCAUGAAAAUAAUAGUUAUUGCAGAAGCUUCAAUCUAGGGCCAAUUCUUUUCCCACACCAUAUGGUAGGAAAGAGUCUGAGUAUAUGUGACACACAUGGAGAGUUCUUUAGAAUGCAUACAGAUAGAAGAAAAUGUAAUAGUAGGUACUCAAAUAAAACAUCAAAAUAUAGGAAAUGCCUCAUGUAUAAUUCAGCCUUUACUGACAGUGGUAGAAUAUGUAUUGGAGAGAGGCUUUAUGCUUGUGAUGAACGUGAGAAGACUAAUCCAAGGACAGGAUUUACCCUUCAUGAGAAAAUUCUUACCGGAAAGAAACCUUAUGAGACUAAUGAAUGUGGGAUCACCUUUUGCCUAAGGAUGGAGAUUCCUGGAUAUCAGAAUAUUCUUACUGGUGAGAAACCUAAUCAGUGUAAUGUAUGUGGGAAGACCUUUCGACUAAAAGCCCAACUAAAUCAGCAUCACACAAUUCAUACUGGUGAGAAACCCUACAAAUGUAAUGACUGUGGAAAGGCAUUUAGACUAAAAGGACAACUCAGUGAACAUCAGAAAACUCAUACUGGUGAGAAACCUUAUCAAUGUCGUGAAUGUGGGAAGGCCUUCUGCAGGCGUUCAAACCUCACCGAACAUCAGAGAAUUCACACUGGGGAGAAACCUUAUGAAUGUAAUGAAUGUGGCAGGGCCUUCUGCCUGAGUGCAGCUCUCACUAAACAUCAGAGAAUUCAUACUGGUGAGAAACCCUAUGAAUGUAACAUAUGUGGGAAGGCCUUUAGACUUAAAGCACAGCUUAAUCAACAUCAGUCAAUUCAUACGGGUGAGAAACCAUUUGAAUGCAAUGAAUGUGGGAAGGCUUUCCGUCAAAAAGGACAGCUUAAUGAACAUCACAAAAUUCAUACUGGUGAGAAACCUUAUGAAUGUAGUGAAUGUGGCAAGGCCUUCUGCAGGCGUUCAAACCUCACUGAACAUCAGAGAAUUCAUACUGGUGAGAAGCCUUAUGAAUGUAAUGAAUGCGGGAGGGCCUUCUGCCUAAGUACAACUCUCACAGAACACCGGAGAAUUCAUACUGGUGAGAAACCUCAUGAAUGUAUCGAAUGUGGGAAGGCCUUCCGACUAAAAGCACAGCUUAAUCAACAUCGCAGAAUUCAUACUGGAGAAAAACCUUAUACAUGUAAUCAAUGUGGGAAGGCCUUUUGUAGACGCUCUAACCUUACAGAGCAUCAGAAAAUUCACACUGGAGAGAAACCAUAUGAAUGUUUUGAAUGUGGGAAGGCCUUUAGCCAGAAAGUAAAACUUAUUCAACAUCAGACAAUUCAUACUGGUGAAAAACCUUAUGAAUGUAAUGAAUGUGGGAAAUCCUUCCGUCUGAGCACAGCACUUACUGAACAUCAAAGAAUUCAUACUGGAGAGAAACCUUAUGAAUGUAAUGAAUGUGGGAAGGCCUUCCGACUAAAAGCACAGCUUAAUCAACAUCGGAGAAUUCAUACUGGAGAGAAACCUUAUGAAUGUGAUAAAUGUGGGAAGGCUUUCUGUUGGGGCACACAGCUUAUAGAACAUAAAAGAAUUCAUUCUGGAGUAAAACCUUAUGACUGUAGUGAAUGUGGAGUGUCAUUCCACCUGAAAAGAGAGUACACUCAACAUCAGAGAAUUCAUUCUACAAAGAAAAUAUAUGGAUAUAAUGAUUGAGGGAAGGCUUUGUUCCUGAGCAAGCACUGCACUCAUCAUCAGCUUGUACUAAUCAGAAAUAAACUUAUGUAUUUGAUGAAUAUGGAAAGCCUUCAAACCAGAGCAUAACACUAAUUCAACAUCAGAUGAAUAUAAAAAUAUGAAUAUAACAAACCAAUGAAAUGUUUAUGCUAGAGUUAUCAUCCUUUACUAAAAACUAGAGAAUUGAAACAUAGGGGGAAACCCUUUCUCACAGUGGCUAUUCCAGUCCUAUUCCUUCUCAGAUUUACAAUGCCAAACUUAUACAUGACUUCGACUCUUCAUUUGUUGAGAAAAUUCAGGACAAUCUCAUAGAUGCUCCUUCAACUUGCCUACUUAACCAAAAUCUGAGGGCUCUCAACCGUGCACACUCACUUCUGUCACAAAGGAAAAAAUAUCCUUCCCCUUCUUUAAGAUUACUUUCUUACUCUUCCAACCCCUUAAUCCCAUUCUCCUCCUUGCUAAUUCCAGGAUAUUACUCCAGCAAUGAUGCAUCUUCACUCUAUUCAUCUAGAUCAAGAUUUCCCAGAAGUCUACAGUUAAAUUGUCUAGUUAAAGAAAUGAUUUUUAAAAUUAUAUGCAACUCAUUGUGCUCCUAUAGCUACAGACAAAAACUUUUUUUAUUAAAGCCCUAGUCUUCUCAGCACUAACUUUUUAAAGUAGAGGACACUUCAGUGAAUUAGCAUGUAAUGUGACGAUGAGUAGAGUAGUCCCAACUAAGGGGAUCCCAAAGAGAUCCCAGUUAACGGGCGGCUAUGGAGUUGAACAUUAAAUGAAGCUAACAGGCUUUGCAAAGGUGAAGGGAAGAGUGCAUUUCAGGAUGUAUAGAUUUGUUUUUCUAUGCUUGAUACAAGGGAGGGUUCUAUGGUGGGGGAAUUUGAUGGUGGUGAACAGUCAGACAGUCAUAACAGAAAUACAAAUACAUGGCAAUACAGCAUUUUAAAGAAGUUUUCCUUUUCAUUAUUAUGUACUUGGCAAACAUCAAAAAUAUGAACAUUUCCUUAGACCAGAGAUUCUUAACCUUUUUUGUGUUAUAGAUUCCUUUGGCAGCCUAGUCAAUUCCAUGGAUCUCUUCUUUGGAUGUUUGUUUAUUUUUUUAAUUCAAAAUCAAAAUGUUGAACUUCAGAAGUUGUAAAAAUAAAAUAAAGAUGUAAUCCCCCAAUUGCCUGAACUCUACCCCUGAACUCCAGGUUAAGAAUACCUGCCCUGGGCAAAGAAUAGAAAAAGGAAUGAACAUGAACAGUAAAUCUCCACUAUUCAUCUAUUGUGAUUUUUAUGUUUUUAUUCUAAAAUUUACAUGGCAGUUUCAACACUGCCCUGCUAGUCUCCAAUCCACUGUAAACUAUCAUCUGUUCUUUUUUUUUUUUUUAAUUGUAUCCACAGCACUUAACUCAGUAUCUGGCACGUUGUAAGUGUUAAAUAAAUGGUUACUGACUUUUA
Vombatus ursinus (common wombat) is the source of this 3583-nucleotide messenger RNA. RefSeq names its product zinc finger protein 260-like. Gene Ontology annotation, biological process: regulation of DNA-templated transcription. The record is from RefSeq and is a predicted model, not a curated record. The transcript has 3 exons. Bases 56 to 2125 code for a protein of 689 amino acids. NCBI's taxonomy places the organism in Eukaryota, Metazoa, Chordata, Mammalia, Diprotodontia, Vombatidae.